Adineta ricciae is the source of this 396-nucleotide messenger RNA. The record is from the annotation of a GenBank genome assembly. NCBI's taxonomy places the organism in Eukaryota, Metazoa, Rotifera, Eurotatoria, Adinetida, Adinetidae.
AUGCGCUAUCAUCCGCAAGCACGUACAACCGACCGAGAGGAAAGCGAUCUCGAUCAUCAUUUAAUACACCUCUCCGAUUAUAUCGACAUAAUCCUACCGAAAUACGUUUCACAUGAUUAUCAACCUGUCGAUGAACAACAUCUACUGAAAUGUUUCGAAAAACUUGAUCAAUCGAAGAAAAACUAUAUGCACAAGAAACUGUUCAUUGAAAUGCUAUCAACCAUGGAAGAUAUGUUCGAUGAGAACGAAGCCGAAAAUCUUUUAAAUCUCCUCACCACAAAUCAAAGUUUAACUGUUGAAGACGAUUUACACGAUUUCUUUCUCUAUAAACGAUAUAUCAAACAUCUUUUACCACAACGACAUUUGAUUUAUCUUGAUCUUGGCGUGGCGAAAUAA